Messenger RNA from Aethina tumida (small hive beetle), 4009 nucleotides. RefSeq lists its product as uncharacterized. The transcript is spliced from 4 exons. Bases 227 to 4009 code for a protein of 1260 amino acids. Gene Ontology annotation, cellular component: cytosol. The record is from RefSeq and is a predicted model, not a curated record. Gene Ontology annotation, biological process: tRNA methylation. Lineage: Eukaryota; Metazoa; Arthropoda; Insecta; Coleoptera; Nitidulidae.
CACAUGUUCAAAACUAUGGUAAUUUGUUUUAAAGGUUCCACUAAAAAAUCUUGAGGCGCCAUUUAUUUUUUAGGAUUUCCCUACAUUUCAACAAAAUCUUACGAAUGAAGAUUGUUUAAGUUUCCUAGCAUUUUUAGCGCAACAACCGAAAACAGUUUUACAUUACAAUUUUGAAAACUAUUCAAAAAUACUCAUUCAUUGUAUAAAAUGCAUUUCAAAUGAGGAAAUGGAAUUUAUUAUUGACGUUGUGGAAUCUGGUACAAUCAUUUUAAAUCAUACAUCGAUAAAAGUGCAAAAUAAUUGGUUAUUUAAUGUUCUGAUGCUCGUUUCAAUGAGACACUUGAAGAACUUCACGGAUCUAGUCUCCAAAACUAAAUUACAAUGUAAACUUUUUCAAUUGACUCUUGACAACAUCAAAGUUGAUAAUGUACUUAGUUUACAUUUGUUGCGUCUGUUGGAAAUGUUUUCAAAGUGUAAAAACGUUUGUUUAACGCAAGAAAUACUCACAAACAUAUUGGAAACAAUGAGCAAAGUCGCAGUUUCACCAAUUACAGGAUUUAAAUAUUAUUCACAGAGUAUUUCCAGAUUUGCUCUGUUACAAUUACCAUAUGAAACGUCCUCGAAAUUGUGCAAUUGGCAUAAUGUUCCAAUUAGGAAUGUCGACACACGCGAUCUGAUCAAGAUUAAUAAUGUUUGGGACCAAAAUUAUAUAGAAAAAAUGCUGGAAUUGUUCAAAACCAACGUGGACAGUAGAGAAGCCGGAUUUAUGUAUGAUAAUUUGUUAAAUCAAAGCUUUGAGGAUUGGAAAUCUAAAGUGUGGCCGUUUUUUAACGAUUUUCAUCACUUGGAAACUGACGGCGAAUUUUUCCAAAGUUUACUAAAAUAUGUUUUGCCGUUAACCGUAAAACGGUACAAGAGAGAAUUUUAUGAAUUUUUAUACUCCACGUCCAGAAAUGACGUGAUUAAUGCUUGUGCUUUGUUCGAAUUGAAAAAAAUCACGUAUCAAAAUUACGAUCAUCAUUUUAGGAAAUAUUUGCGUAAUCCAUCAACCAGAUCAGUAGCUUUGAAAAUUAGUACUUCUUAUUUUAAGAUAACACAAGAAAUUACAAAAAAUGAUCAAGAUUCAAUUUUAUUUUAUUUAUACUCGUGUCCGGAUUUAAACGAAGCUGAUACGAAACAAUUGAAACGAUUCUUUUCUCAUUUAUCUUUAUAUUCGCAUUGGUGCUUUAAGAAAAACCAACUGGAUAAUUUAAAAACUAUCAGACAGUUUCUUGAUGAACUUUAUAAAUACUUUGUUAGUAGUUUUGCGACAAAUUGUGAUGUUGUAUCGAAAGUUUUGUGUCUGCUUUUCGAUUGUUUUGUCUGUGGCUACAAAGAUUUAGAUUUGUCGUAUAAUUUAGGAAAAAAUGAACAAUAUAAUCCUGGCGAAAAUUUAUCUUAUGAUUAUUUAAACAUAAAAAGUAGUUUUAACAAUCAAAUUCUAGUUAACAUUAUUAAGAGUUGCUUUAAAAUUUCUGAUGGUUACAGUUUUGAUUUAACCACGUUAAUUAGUAGACAUUUUGAUGGAAUUUUAAAUUUUGAUAUGAUUAAAAUCGUUGAAAAACUUUCAGAAAUAAUUAAUUUGCAAUCUUGCGAAAAGGUAAAAAAUUACACCAAGUUGUCUAAUUUAAAAUCUAAUACUAUAGACAAAAUUUUAAUUAAUUACCAUAGUGUGUUAACUGAAGAUUUGGUUAAAGAUAUCCACAGUUUAUUCAAAGCAGUGUUGUAUCAAGAAAUAAUGAUCGUAGUUGAGUUUAACUCGAAGACAACAAUUUUGAAAACAGCACAAGUUAUUUCGGACAUAUUAGGACAAGAAAACUUUCGAUUGUUAAAUAGCAAAAGCACAAAAGUCCUCGAAACAUUCAUAAACAACACCCUCGAAUUGAUUCGAACAGUCUUUCCUCAACUAACAACGCAAGAAAAACAAAAUAUUUUCGACAUACUGACGAAAAUAAUCCAGAUGAGCAACAUGAAACGCCCCGUAUCUUUGUCAGUGGGAGUGAUGGCACUUUACGGCGGCCCCGAAGACCAAAAUUUACGUAUUAAACUACUUGGAGACGCCCUAAAUUUAGUUUGUCAAAGUCCCGAAUUACUGAACGUGAAGAUUCGAAGAAACCCUCAAUGUCGACUGGUCAUACACGCUUUAAGCGCACACGAACAAAACUCUGAAAAACCGCUGUUGCAUUGGAGCAUGGAACAUUUGAUAGAAAUACUCUGUAAGUUGGAUUCAUCCGAUUCAUCCAUCGCCUCAAGUUGCCAUUGUUUGGAGCUGUUGAUUUCGGACAACACGAUUCAGAAUCACACCAUGGUUUAUCUGGAGCGAAUCAUUAGAUGUACCAUUCAUCUUUUCGAUAAGGACAAUUGGAACGUACGUAACGCACAAAUGCAACUGAUCAAAGUUAUUAUCGAACGGUAUUUUGGCGUGGCUGCUGCUAAAAGUUGUAGGCCAAAGAAUAUUUUAGAUUUGAUUAUUGUCUAUCCCAACUUGCGUGAUUAUUUUUCUUCUUUACUCCAAACUAUGGAUGUGAACAAAAAGUCUGUUAUGGCAUGUUUGUACAUAAGCGAAAGCAACUUCCACAACACGAUUUCCCAUGAUCAAAGUAUGGAGGAGACGAAAUGUAUAUUUAAAACGUGUUUGGAAAAGAAUUUAUUGGAGUUUUCUGGGUAUUAUGGGGAAUUAAUUUCACAUUCACUUACUGCUAUGUGUCCGGAUGAUGAGAUUGAACGAGACUUUGAACAAACCGUUGAACAGAUUAUAGAAAAUAAUUACAGUCUAUGUGUUUUAAAAAAUUUCCUGGUCAAACUAGAAGAGUUGUACUUGAAAUAUUCCAAAAAACAUAAAUUGAAAUGUUACUUGGAUAAAUUAGUUUUACAUUUACAACCGGAAGAGGAACCACUGAAUUUUUUACUCUACAGAGUUCUGCCAGCAAAUCAAAUAUUGUCCCAACUGAAUGAUAAAAACUACAACAAUUUUCAGGACAGAAUUUGGUUACAUAACAAUUUAAUAACUGUUGAUUACUCCAACUGUGACGUCUUAAAAUAUGUACUUGAAAACAACAUUGGUGAUAGUUUAAGGGUGAAAAUUUUGAAUAUUGUGGCCAGUCAGCAACAUUGUUUGGACAAUGGGACAAUGGUGUUGAAAGUUCUUGUUUCAAACAUGUUAAAGUCCAGCAAUAAAUAUUUAAUAUCUUGUUACUACAAUACAAUUUUGUUGUUAAUCAAAAAAAGUGAGAUUCAUUUUUAUCCAGAACUGAGACAAUUUUAUUCUACCGAAAACUUGUAUAAAAUUAUGGUUUUAAUUAUAUUUAUCAGUUGUGGACAAACUAAUAAAACAAAUUUAGAUUUGGAGUUUGUUGAACGUUGCGUAGAAAUUUACAAAAAAGAAUAUAAUAACGAAGUAAUCGCCUCUAGUUUAAAAUAUUUGUUCUCAUGUUUAUGUUGCGAGAAACUGAAAUUGGAUGUUCUAAAAAUCGCAUUUUGUUUGUUUUUAAACGUAGAAACCAACACGGAAAUUUGUGAUUUCUUUAACUGUACAAUGAACGAAUUUUAUUCCAUUCCUAUUUUAAGCCUGAAACACUUUUUAACUUACGAAAAUCUGAUCAAACAUUUGAGCCAUUUAAACGUAGGGAAAUUUCUAAAAGAAAUUCACGAUUUUACGACUAAUUUGAAUGACGUUUUUUCGGAUUCCGACACGUUUUAUUUAGUACAAAACGACUCUGUUGUACCUAAAAGUUUGUUAGUUAAGAUUUUGUACAUUUGUAUGUCUGAAUAUAUGGAUAAUUGUUUUUAUUGCGUUUUAUUAACUAAACGUUUUACGGGACAAAUAACGACAAGAACAAAAAAAAAAAAAAAAAAAAAUAAAAGAAGAGGUAAAAACCCGAAAAAUGUGUUUUUGUGCGUGUCCAACACAUUUGAAGACACUUGUUGUGUUUUCCGAAUUAUAAAAACAGGGAGCGAAAACAUCCUGUGA